UACUCCCUGUUCCUACAAACCCUUUCUUACAUCCAACAUCUACAGGUCCUACACUACCUUUUCUUUCUGCGUGAGAAAGUGGAAGAACCAGAGAAGACAAAAAUAAUAUUUGUUUCCUUCUCUUCUCAGUUCUCACUCCUCUCUCUCUCUCUCUCUAAGCUAACCGGAUUCUAGAAUGACAAGAAAUUAAUUGCGCUGCCUCCGAUGCUGAAAGAACACCAACAACAGAUUACAGAACAACCAUUCUGUAUCCUCUCAUACUAACCUAUUUUCGUCUCCAAGCCCGCUUUCUCAGGUCUAAAGUUCUAAACUAUUUCUCUCUUACCACCCUCUUACUCUCUCUCCCUGCAACUAUUGCCUAAACUGGCACCGUCACUACUCACUACGAGACUACCUCCAUUUCACUUUUUGAACCAGAAACUUUUCUUUUUUAAUUUUUUACCGGAAAAUGAGAUUUCUUGGUCUGAAAUUUCUGCAAGAAGCAACCGUCUUUCUUUCUUUGUCUGAAACCUCUUUCAAGACAAAUACAACUUCUAUGAAAGCACAAACCCACUUGUGUCUUGUUGGCAAUGAGAUGGAUUUCUCUAAAACCGCCAUCUUUUGUGUUUUCUCCUAAAGCUAUCACCCACCACUGCCAUUUCAUCUGAAAGCCUGAAGCUCACUUUUAGCUUGACUAUAGAAGAAAUGGGUUGCGCAACAUCUAAGCUAGAGGGAGAACAGGAAGUCGUCAACCUCUGCAGGGAGAGGAAACGCCUUAUGAAAUCAGCGGUGGAGCGUCGUUUCGCCCUUGCUGAAGCGCAUUGCAGAUACCUUCACUCUCUCUGCGCCGUUGCGGCUGCGAUUAGGCUGUUUGUUGCUCGCCAUUCCUCUCCGCCUUCGCCGUUCCUCAUAACUUUUCCUCCUGCCUGUCCUGCUUCUCCCCUCACCUCCACCCAUAACGUAAUCUCCAAUCCCAUGUUCCUCCAGCACCCACCAUCUGAAUCAACGCCGGAACCUGUCGCCUGUCAAUGGGCGGAUUCUUCGAGUUCUUCAGACUCUUCGGAGACGGGAAGGGAGGAGGGAGUGGGAAGAGAAGAACAAGAGGAUGAACAAGACGUCUGCCAAUACUUCUAUACGGAUGUGCCCCCGCCAAUGCCAUCCCCGAAGGGGGAUUUUGGAUGGGAUUUUUUCAACCCUUUCGACGGAGUGAGAGCAGAGGUGCUUGGCGGAUUCAGUCGGAGCUCCGAUGAAGAUUUGAAGGUGGUGAGGGAGGAGGAAGGGAUACCAGAACUGGAAGAAGACGAUGAAAGAGAAAUAGGGAAAAGUAAUGCAAUGAUGGUAGUAGAGGAUGAGAAGCUUGGAGAGGAAAGCGGAGUUGAGAUGGUUAAUAUAGCAGCCGGUGCAAAUGUAAACCGGGAGGAGCAGAUUGGGUUGACUGUGAUCGACACUCCUAAAACGGGUAGGGAACUAUUGGAAGCAUUGAAGGAUGUGGAGGACUAUUUUAUCAGGGCUUAUGACUCUGGCAAGGAUGUUUCCAGGAUGCUGGAGACUAAUAGAGUUCAUCUGCAAUCUGGUUUUGAGGAAAUUAAAGAGAACUCCACAAAAAUCAUCCAAGCUAUUACAUGGCACAGGUCCACUUCUUCUCAAUCUUCGUCCUGCAAGAGUUUCCUUGCAUCCAGUUCCAAAGGUUCUUCCACAUGGACAGAGUUCAACAACGACCUCUUUGAAGACUAUGGAGGAAUGGAAUCAGGGAGCCAUUCACUGACGCUAGGAAGGCUAUACGCUUGGGAGAAGAAACUGUAUGAGGAAGUGAAGGCUGGUGAAAGCACGCAGAAACUUUAUCAGCAAAAAUGUGCACAACUGAGACGCCAGGAUGCUAGGGGAGAUGACCUACAUUCUGUCGACAAAACCAGAGCUACAGUAAAAGACUUGUACACCAGGAUUUUAGUUGCCAUUAAGAGUGCUGAGUCGGUCUCAAACAGAAUUCAGAAACUAAGAGAUGAAGAGUUGCAGCCACAACUUGUUGAAUUGCUACAAGGCUUAAUGAAAACCUGGAAGAUUAUGUCAGCAGCUCAUGAAACACAGAACCGGAUAAUGUUUGAAGUUGAAUCUUUUACUUGCCCCACUUAUGGAAAGUUCUGCAAUGAUUCUCAUCGCCUUGCUACACUUCAGCUUGAAAUUGAGCUUCAGAAUUGGCACGAGUGCUUUACUGGGUACAUAACCGCACAGAGAGCCUAUGUUGAAGCUCUAGAUGGGUGGCUGUCCAAGCUCAUCAUCCCUGAAGUGGAGUUCUAUUCCAGGGGCAGGUCUUCUAUACCACCAUAUCGUAUUAGUGGCCCCCCAUUGCUUGUCAUCUGUCAUAACUGGUUAACCUCCCUUGAGAAAUUGCCUGAUAGGGCAGUCACAGAUGCCAUGAAGAGCUUCAGAAAAGAUAUUAGAGCUCUGUGGGUUCAGCAAAGGGAGGAACAGCAGCAAAAGAGGAAGGUCGACAGCCUUUCUAAAGAACUUGACAGGAGGGUUGUUUCAUUCCAGAAGGAAGAAAACAGAAUUCUUCAGUUCAAGCUUUCAGAACAAAAAACCGACUCAGAUGGCCAGCAUCAGGUUGAAUACUUGACAGAGAGGAGGAACCUGUUGAACACAUUCAGGAAGAGGCUGGAUGGAGAGAAGGCAAAACACCAUAAUUGUAUGCAGGAGACACAGCGGAUUACAUUAAAUGGGUUUCAGACUGGAUUUUCAUCGAUUUUUGAAUCACUUGCAGAAUUCUCCAAAGCAUCUCUAAGGAUGUAUGAUGAGCUUGUGACGCAGGGUGCAAGGGCAGAAGUGGGAGAUGGGUGUGAGAAUACAUCCUACCUAGAAGGUUCCCAAGUUGAAAACGAUGGUGGAUGACAUGGAAUUCCAGGAGAUGGUUUCGAGUUCGAGGGCUCGAAUUUUAAGGGUCUCGAGGAUGUCAAUGUGAAAUUGUAUAUGUAACUCUCGUCAAAGCAGCUCGCUGAGACAACUUUAUUUAUGAUAGGCUCUAGGAAGUUGCCUCUUUUGAUUAUUCAUUGCCAAAUAAGCUUUCUUCUUAGUUCUUUCUGACAAUUUGUUUUCUACGAGAUGUUUGACAUCUCAUUGCUGCGAUUCCUCUUGGCCAAAUGCAGUGAAGCUUUGUGGAGGGAUUCAAAUGAGCAA
Molecule: messenger RNA, 3150 nt
Organism: Nelumbo nucifera (sacred lotus)
Lineage: Eukaryota; Viridiplantae; Streptophyta; Magnoliopsida; Proteales; Nelumbonaceae
Product: protein ALTERED PHOSPHATE STARVATION RESPONSE 1-like
Source: RefSeq, a predicted model, not a curated record